Messenger RNA from Acanthopagrus latus (yellowfin seabream), 5975 nucleotides. Its product is annotated as LIM domain kinase 1-like. The transcript has 15 exons. Gene Ontology annotation, cellular component: nucleus; neuron projection; cytoplasm. Bases 2927 to 5299 code for a protein of 790 amino acids. Gene Ontology annotation, biological process: actin cytoskeleton organization; protein phosphorylation; positive regulation of stress fiber assembly. The record is from RefSeq and is a predicted model, not a curated record. Gene Ontology annotation, molecular function: protein serine/threonine kinase activity; protein binding; ATP binding. Lineage: Eukaryota; Metazoa; Chordata; Actinopteri; Spariformes; Sparidae.
CAACAUUUCUUCUUAAAGGGGCUCAGUGGAACUUCUGUGUUGUGACGAAGGCCGGUCAUCAGUUAACAUUAAGAGUUAACACAAGCUACUGUUGCUCUCUGAGACGAGGCACUCGACAACGUGCACAGAGUAACAUAUUUAGGACAGUCAGCAGCCGACAGAGAAGGGGAAGGUCUCGUUUUUUCACGUCAUGUUACAAUCUGCUCACAUAUAACUAAUACAAAAGUGAUUAAUACAUGUUAAUUGUUACCGACUGUUACACCGAGCCCCUUUAAGCUGUGCUAUAAUACUCUCUUUUUAUUUUUUGUUACAUCAUUUGUGUUCCUGUGAAAGUAUCACCAUGAAUCCUCUGGGUGAAGAUUGAUACCAAGGACACCCUCAGGGCAGCUCCUUCAGACCUGUCUGCAUGCUGACACAAUGUUUGUUUUCUUUCAGGCCACAUCCAGUUUGACUGGAGUUUUCUUUGGUCUGCAGAGUGUAGUGUUGUAUUAAUUCACUGUUUUUAGCUUUUACAUCAGUGCAAACACUUGGAUCAUCUGUCCAGCGUUGUAUACAGACAAGGAAAUAGACAGCUGCUAUUUUGGAGGACUUGACUUCUGUUUUGACUGGUCUUUAUCUGAUCUUUGAAGAGGCGGUCUGUGUUCAUCCUGACUGUGCUCUGGCCUCAGCAGUAGCAACAAGUGGAGGCUGAAGGUCCUCAGCUGUUAACACACUAAACGCUGCGAUCACAACAUUACAGGCGCUGUUUUAUAGCUACAUGACACAAACUGGUUUGAAUGUAAACUUUUGUUUAACAUGCAUAUUUUAUGAUAUUAUGGUGUGGCUAAGAUUUGGCUUUUACAUUCGCUGUUGAGGAAAGCAUUUAAACUGACUGUGAGGUAAUAACAUAAUAGUGCUUUUAAAAGACAUCUGAGGAUUAUUGAUUACUGUGGGGUUUUUUUUUAUGUACCUCUUUUGACACUGUUGGGAAAUUGUUCACGUUUGCUAGUCUUUUUAAAUUAUGCUGACAAAAAGAACAAGCUAAGUGCUUUAUCUAUUUAUCCUCUGUCUCAAGUGCAUUCAUACAGUAUUAAAUAUUUGAGUUAUUUUGUGUGAGUUUUGACGUUUUUUUUUACUUUUGUACUACUAUGAUAAAGAUACGAGCUUUGUUUUCUAUAUUGUCCUUGAAUGUGUGCUGAAUCACAAUGUAGUCAGUGAUGUCAUUUGAAUAUAAAGUGUAAUUGAGACUCAUCUUGCAUCUGAGCUAACGCCUGUGUCUCGUGUAGCUCUACAUGUGUUUUUAACAUCUGUGUUCUUUAUGUGGCCUACAAAGGCAACGAUGCACUUUUGUACACUUUCAGACAACGCUCUCUGAAAUAAAGAAGGGACCAAUGACAGUGUCUGGGUCAGGUUAUUGGUAUUUUAAAGGAGAUAGAGUAAUUGACUUAGUGAACAUGCAUAAACUGUGAAACUGUGAGGUGAGUUUAGGAAGCUAAGCAUUCAGAGUCAGAUCUUGGUUUUUACGUGUUAAUCUCUUGUGGUUUUCUUAAACCACACGUUAGGCUGACGUGAAAAAGGAAACAACACACUCCUGCCUGGGCAGACAAAGUUAGUCAGACCACCUUUGCCUUAAUGAUGACUAAGAACAAGAGUACGCAAAUCCUGACAGUACACCCACACCGCAUUUUGCAGCAUAGUUUAAAAUUACACAGAGUAUGCUUAUAAAAAAUAUAAUAAUGUGCAGCGCAGCAGAGAUGUGAGUCUUAAAGAUAAUGAGCACAAACAAAACAACGAGGAUGGAAACUAAAGAACUCACAGAGAAGAGGAACUGAAUUCAUGCUCACUGUGACACAAACACACACAGCAUACCAUAAGCUGUCACAGCCAACUGUAACUGCUGCACAGACUGUUUCCUUCAAACUGUUCAUGUUUUACUUAUCUGAGCGUAUUCAUAUAUACCCAUCAGGCAUUUAUAUAUCUCUAUACAAAUGUUAGUACGCUGCUUUUAUUUUGCACUUCUGGUUGGAAGCUAAACUGCAUUUUGUUGCCUGGUUCCUUCAAGUCAAAUCUAAUUAAAUCACAUCUGACAAGUUACUUAGUUUUAUCACUUUGUCACUUUGAUUAUAGAAGCCCCUCCUCCACACGUAUAAAAACACACCUGUUUCUGUCUUUCAGUUUGCAGGACCUGCACUGGGGACGCGGCACACCACUAUUAUAAAGUAACAUCUACAACUAUAAACUCAGUGGCUUGAUGAUUUGUAGAAAAGUACUUUGAAUAAUACAACAUUUAUUGAGUUGCCCUUAUCUAAGCGUAUAUAAACUUCAUACUUUUCUUCUCCUAAAUCUGCGCUGUUGCCCAUUCCUCUGCUCAAACUGAACUCUCCCUCUUUGUUUGUUGUCUGCGAUGAAUGGAGGGCUUUGCAGCAGGCUCAGGACAGUGCAGUAAUUGGGGCAUUCAUAAAGAGAUUAUGCCUGCGCUGAUGGGAACUAAGCUACGUUCAAAACUCUCUCUCACACCAAACACAUGUAUCUUAACUCACUCCACAUUUUAGACUCUGUGAGAUUAACUCUCCAACACUGCGUGGACUCUGCAGAUGAGUGUAACUGUAUCUCGCAGAGGUCUACAUACUGAAAGUAACAGGAGAGGGACAGUGGAGCAGAACUUCUAUACUGGGACUGGUCUGUUUCUCUGCAGCCGGCAGAGGGAGACUGGCCAGCUGGUGUCCGCGGGUCAGUUUUUCUCACACAGCUUCUCUGCACAUUAGAGGGAACUCAUGCACAGGAAGCCUCCGAGUGCAUGAAGGGAGAGAGAGAGAGACAGAGAGAGAGAGAAAACGACAACGCCUGCUAACAGUCACAGCAGAUUACAUAUAGGCUCCGCUCAUGAACGCAUGCAGAUAGGAAGCUUCUUUUUUUAACUGGCUGGAUUGUGAACUGAGGGGGCACAAUGUCACGACGGGACCAGAGGUUUCGUAGAGGAAUGAAAGGACGGUGUUGUGAAUGUGGCUGCAUCCUGUCUCACUGGUACUAUGAACGAGAGGCCCAGCUCUACUGCAAGAAGCACUACUGGAACCGUUAUGGAGAGCACUGCCACGGCUGCAAGGAGACCAUCGCAACAGGACUCAUUAUGGUUGCUGGAGAGCAGAAGUACCACCCUGAAUGCUUCAUUUGUGUGAGCUGUGAAAUGUUCAUUGGUGAUGGAGACACAUACACGCUCGUCGAACGCUCCAAACUCUACUGUGGCCACUGUUUCAGUCAGGGACGCGUGUCCACUGUCGGGUCUCCUUCUCCACUCACCAAGAGUACCCACAUGGUGGCGCUGGUGUCUUUCCCUCCACGUGCAGGUUGCCAACGAGGACUUACUGUAGCUACUGACAUCUGUCAAGAAAAAGGCCCUCUAGUCACUGUCACAGGGUUAGACUCUGCUGUCCUCAGUUCUGACCUGCUCCCCUCCAUACAUACUGGUGAUCGAGUACUGGAGAUCAACGGCAUCCCUGUUCGCAACAUUUCCGCAGAUGAGAUAAACUCUGUGAUCCAGGACACAAGCAGGCCGCUGCAGCUGACCAUCGAACACAAUCCGCAGUCUCCUGAUGACCCCCUUCGCUCAAACAGUCCCCAAGACGACAUCAGCUGUCCUGACCCCUGCGUCCGCAAGAAGCUUGCUUCAACCCACAAACUCCCAAGUCUGGAGGAAGAGCCGAGUCCAGAGGAGGAGACAGGUCAACCAAUCAGGAUGAGCCUGUCACCACCUCAGCAACAAGGAACUCUGGGAAUGCGAUCCAGAAACAUUCUGCGCAGCUGUAGUAUAGAUAAGUGCCCUCUGUCACCUGGAGCACUGUCACUUUUAACUCAGAGGAGAGAAAUGGUUCGAUCUGAGUCUCUUCGUGUGGAUUCUGGAGAUCGGACCCAUCGUAUCUUCAGACCUUCAGACCUCAUCCAAGGGGAAGUGCUGGGAAAGGGUUUCUUCGGACAGGCUGUCAAGGUAACACAUCAGGAGACUGGCGAGGUGAUGGUGAUGAAAGAGUUGAUACGGUUUGACGAAGAGACACAGAAGACUUUCUUAAAGGAGGUUAAGGUGAUGCGCUGUCUGGACCAUCCCAAUGUUUUGAAGUUCAAAGGACUGUUUUAUAAAGACAAGCGAAUAAACUUCGUCUCCGAAUACAUCCAGGGAGGAUCUCUCCGAGAGACCAUCGCAAAAAUGGAAAAGGAUUUUCCCUGGAGUGUAAGAGUUGGUUAUGCCAAAGACAUUGCAGCUGGAAUGGCCUAUCUACACUCUAUGAAUGUUAUCCACCGAGAUCUAAACUCACACAACUGCCUGGUCAGAGAGAACCAGUCUGUGGUGGUGGCAGAUUUUGGACUAGCCAGGCUGGUGAGGGAGGAAAGGAAUCAAGCCAGAACAGCCUCUCUGGAACGGCCUGCUAAGGGGACACUGUCAGAGCUCCGCAGGCCUGACCGGAGAAAGCGGUACACCGUGGUGGGAAACCCCUACUGGAUGGCACCUGAGAUGAUCCAUGGGAAAAGCUAUGACGAACGGGUGGACGUCUUUUCCUUUGGUAUCAUGAUAUGUGAGAUAAUAGGCAGAGUGAGUGCCGACCCUGACUACCUUCCCCGGGCGAAUGACUUUGGGUUAAACGUAGCCGGUUUCCUGCAGCAGCACCACCAUCCACAGUGCCCGUCAGCCUUCCUGCCGCUGGCUGUCCUCUGCUGCGACAUGGACGCUGAUAAACGUCCUUCCUUUUCAAAGCUGGAGGAGUGGCUGGAAAACCUGCUGAUGCAUCUGGAAAUUGGCUUGCCUCUGCUCUCCGAGUUAGAGCAGCUCCGCAGGGCCUUCUGGCAAAAUCAAGAACACCAAAACCACUUUCACAAAGAGAACAACAGCUUAGAUUCUCAGGAACAAACCCACUGUUCAGAGCCACAAAGACACAGAGCCGACACCAAGCAAUGCUCAGACAGUGACAAUAACCACGUAGAGCCUCAUCACCUCACAAAGAGCCGAGACCAAAAUAGCAAAGCUGAAAGCCAUUCGGACGGACAGCAACACACGCAUGACUCCCACGACAUGAGCGACCACCUGAGCAAAGAAUACAACGACCACUCAAAAGACAAGAGCCGGACGUUUUGCAGGUCUAAGAGUGCAGACUCGGACAAGAAUGAGUCGGAAACAUAUGAACACAACAAUCCCACAGGACAGCCCCAAACCCAGCAGGAGGCCUCACAGCCGCUACAGGUCAAUGACUCGCUGGUAGGCCGGCCCAACAGAAUCAGAAGGACAUGCAGAGUGCUGUGGGACAGUAAUACAGAGAACAGCUCUUUUCUCUGACUACUCAAUUCAGUGUCAGAGAUAGGACACAUCUGCAAAUUCCAGCUUAAGCAAUAAAAACCCAUGAUGAAGACAUGUGUGCCUUUCUCAAACAAAUAGGAGAGAAGUGAGAGUCAGAAAUGUGUACGAAAAUGGAAGAGAGGAAAAAUAAUCACCACACAAUGAUAGUGAUUAUUCUGCAUGGAAAAACACACAGAAGAUUUGUAUGCAGCUUGAAAACAUAACAUUUGCCUCAUAUUACUCUGUGAAACAGUAUUUAUGUGGUUUAAAUUAGGACCUGACCAAUUUCCUUGCAUUCUUUCAGAUUCGUUAGUGCUCUCUGGUGGACAGACUCUGUAACAGUGACACCAUUUCUAAAUUACCUUAAACAUAUCUUUGGCAAGCAACAAAUUCUUCUUACUUAUCAAUCUACAUCUAUGACGAUAUUAGUAUAUCUGUGAUAAGCUGUAACUGUCCAGCCAGUUGAUCGGUUGGUUCCUAGUGUCAUCUUUCUCCAGAAGCUGUGAAACACAAAGCACUUUACACUUUAAGCUACAUCGCAUGAGGCAAGUUUUCAUCCAAGUGCCUUAUGCUGUAUUUUUCAGAUUUUCCGUUUUUAAGACGACUCACUGAGCUGUGAACAAAUAAAACUACAACUGUAAUAUGAACUAAUUUAAUAAAGAGAAAUACAAACUCA